AUGGAAUUGUCAACUGAAAGUCAAACAAUUGAUCAAUGUAUGUUGAAACAUGAACUAAUCAAACAAAUUUAUCUGAUGAUUGUAGAUAUGAAGUGCAGAAGUAAAAUUUAUCAAUCUAUUGAACAAAAGAUAGUUAUGGGAGGAACAACUGUUCGAAAUUCUGAUACAAUGAAGAAGUGUUUGACUGAAGAACAGUCGGUUUAUACAAAAUUGGUGGAUGAAUACAGAAAUGAAAAUUGUCAGUUACCCACUACUAACAAUAUUCCAGAUAAUCAACAACUACAGCACAAAUUCCGUAGACUUGAUCUUCUACUACGAGAUCGAUAUGGGAAAAUACGUGUAUGCAACAUUUAUUUAUUUUCACAUGACAUAUUGCAAACUAUUCAUGAACAAAUUGAUAAUCAGUUAAAGAAACAUGAAAUCAAUAUGGAAUUGUCAACUGAACAUCAAUCAAUUAAUCAAUGUAUGUUGAAACAUGAACUAAUCAAACAAAUUUAUCUGAUGAUUGUAGAUAUGAAGUGCAGAAGUAAAAUUUAUCAAUCUAUUGAACGAAAGAUACUUAUGGGAGGAACAACUGUUCGAAAUUCUGAUACAAUGAAGAAGUGUUUGACUGAAGAACAGUCGGUUUAUACAAAAUUGGUGGAUGAAUACAGAAAUGAAAAUUGUCAGUUACCCACUACUAACAAUAUUCCAGAUAAUCAACAACUACAGCACAAAUUCCGUAGACUUGAUCUUCUACUACGAGAUCGAUAUGGGAAAAUACGUGUAUGCAACAUUUAUUUAUUUUCACAUGACAUAUUGCAAACUAUUCAUGAACAAAUUGAUAAUCAGUUAAAGAAACGUUAG
This is a messenger RNA of Schistosoma intercalatum, 846 nucleotides long. The record is from the annotation of a GenBank genome assembly. NCBI's taxonomy places the organism in Eukaryota, Metazoa, Platyhelminthes, Trematoda, Strigeidida, Schistosomatidae.